UCCCCGGGGUGCUAUAACUGGGAAAGGCCUGGCCGCCGUGAGGCCCCCAUAGGGCCAGCCAUCUGCGGGAGGGGGCGUGCGCAGGGCGGGGCCGGAACGUCUUUCUCCCGGCCGCGCCCUAGGCGAGCACAGUUACCCGCCGCACGGAUCAUGGCCGCAGCCGCACUGAGGCAGGUCUGGGUCCGAAAACUUCUCCCUGUUCCCUGGCUUCUGUGUGGGAGAAGAUGUGUAUCCUCCAACUUCAAGGCUGCAGACCUGCAGGUUCAGGUGACUCAGGAUCCGCAGAAGAAGCCUGCCCCCAGUGAGCCGCUGCUGUUCGGGAAGACAUUCACAGACCACAUGCUAAUGGUGGAGUGGAGCGGGAAGACAGGUUGGGGCCCUCCAAGGAUCCAGCCCUUCCAGAACCUCAUGCUGCACCCAGCCUGCUCCGCCCUGCACUAUUCUCUGCAGCUCUUCGAGGGCUUGAAGGCGUACAAAGGCCAGGACCAGCAGGUACGACUCUUCCGACCCUGGCUCAACAUGGACCGGAUGCUGCGUUCUGCAGGGCGCCUCUGCUUGCCAGCCUUCGACAAGCUUGAGUUGCUGGAGUGCAUCCGCCGGCUCAUUGAACUGGACAAGGACUGGGUACCUAAUGGUGCCGGAACAAGCCUCUACGUGCGGCCUGUGCUUAUUGGGAAUGAGCCCUCGUUGGGUGUCGGUGUGGUCACACGAGCCCUCCUGUACGUCAUUCUCUGUCCUGUGGGCUCCUACUUCCCUGGAGAUUCCAUGACCCCUGUCUCCCUCCUGGCUGACCCCACAUUCAUCCGAGCCUGGGUGGGUGGGGUCGGCAACUACAAAUUGGGGGGGAAUUACGGGCCCACCGUGGUAGUGCAGCAAGAGGCUCAGAAGAAGGGCUGUGAGCAGGUCCUCUGGCUGUAUGGGCCAGACCACCAGCUCACCGAAGUGGGCACCAUGAACAUCUUCAUCUACUGGACUCAUGAGGAUGGGGUACUGGAGCUGGUGACGCCCCCACUGGAUGGUAUCAUCCUACCUGGAGUAGUGCGACAGAGCCUGCUGGACCUGGCUAGGACCUGGGGUGAGUUCCGGGUGGUGGAGCGUAAGAUCACCAUGAAGGAACUACAGCGGGCACUGAAGGAGGGCCGGGUGCGAGAAGUCUUUGGCUCAGGCACAGCUUGUCAGGUCUGCCCGGUGCAUCGAAUCCUGUAUGAAGGCCAGCAACUCCACGUUCCCACCAUGGACAGCGGGCCCGAGCUCAUCCUCCGCUUCCAGAAGGAACUGAAGGCCAUCCAGUAUGGAACCAGCACCCACGAGUGGAUGUUUCCGGUGUGACACUGAGGGCUGUGACCUCACCCCUCGAAUCAACCAACCCUCGCCUCCCUUCCAGAGACUCACGUGAAGUGCAAUAAGAAAAGGCCGGGCCAGACACCUGGGACUCUGGCGCCCCCUCGUGGUCGCUGCACUCCAAAGCCUUAAGGGUGGAACCGGGCAUUUUGGACCCCAACCUCAGGGCUCAGAUCCCCCCUGCUGCUCAGUGUCGUGGGGGUCAAGCAAGGGCACACUUUGGCCCCCACCCCUUAUCUCCGUUCUCAUGCCGGACCCCCGGUGCGGACCUUAACUUUUUUUCUCUCUCCUUGCUGCAAUUUUAAAAUAAAAUGCCAAAGGACAAGA
Nannospalax galili (Upper Galilee mountains blind mole rat) is the source of this 1668-nucleotide messenger RNA. It is a transcript of the gene Bcat2, whose product is annotated as branched chain amino acid transaminase 2. NCBI's taxonomy places the organism in Eukaryota, Metazoa, Chordata, Mammalia, Rodentia, Spalacidae. The coding region runs from base 151 to 1329 and encodes 392 amino acids. Gene Ontology annotation, cellular component: mitochondrion. The transcript has 11 exons. The record is from RefSeq and is a predicted model, not a curated record. Gene Ontology annotation, molecular function: branched-chain-amino-acid:2-oxoglutarate transaminase activity. Gene Ontology annotation, biological process: L-leucine biosynthetic process; L-valine biosynthetic process.